AAUGGCGCCUGAAAUACAUCAACAAAGAAGGUCGUAAAAUAAACCUAAACGUCGUCUAUAAAGACUGUCAGAAUGAGACUCAAGGAAUUGGAGGGGUACUUACAGCAAGUCGAUGUGUUUGAGAAGCCUAAAGUUCACUUGGAACAAUAUCCAACCACAGCUCACAUCGCAUCUCAUCUGCUCUACACUGUAGAUCAAACGUUCGGGGACAUCGAAGGCAAACUCGUGGCCGACCUGGGCUGUGGCUGUGGGGUGCUCAGUGUAGGUUGUGUUAUGAUGGGAGCUGCUAUGUGUGUAGGGUUUGAUAUAGAUAAAGACGCUCUGGAAAUUGCGUCUAGGAAUUGCGAAGAAUUUGAACUGGAAUGUGUGGAUUUUGUCCAGACAGACAUUACGAGGUUAUUGGGUACUCAAGAUAGCGGCUGGCGGAAGAAGUUUGAUACAGUUAUUAUGAACCCCCCAUUUGGAACUAAAAAUAAUUCAGGUAUUGACAUGCUGUUUGUGGAGACUGCUCUUGCCCUCAGCACUAAAGCAGUCUAUUCCCUGCACAAAACCUCCACCAGACCUCACAUAACAAAAAAGGCAACAGAAUGGGGUGUUGAGAUGGAAGUUCUGGCUCAACUGAGAUAUGAUUUACCCAAAUCAUACAAAUUCCACAAGAAAGCAUCAGUUGACAUUGAAGUAGAUCUUAUAAGGUUUAGUAUCCCUUAGCAAAUUCCUCAGGAAUUGGAUUAUUGAGUACACAAAAAAUAAUUAAUAUUGAAUUAGGGAGAGUAAGUGCCUUCCCUGCUAACAGAGGCCUCUUUUCCCUUGGCGUUCGCGAGUGCCAGCCCACCGAAAUAUAGAGAAGAGAGGCCUCUGCCAGCAGGGAAGUGAGUACCAAAAGAUCCUGUAAAUUAUAUUCACAUUUUGUUGAAAAAUCUAACUGACUAUUUGUUUGAUAACAAAAUAUAUCGUACAAACAAAACAGCCACUCUCAAAGACCAAAUGAUCAACCUCUAACUUUGAAAUAGUUAGGCUUUGGGAAGUACUCUAGAGGAGAAGAUCCACCCAUUCUCAUCCUCUCAAAAAAUGAGGAGGACAAACAGCAACUUUAAGUGGUAUUUUUAGAGAGAUUAAGAGGAACUCUGCCUUGUUAACACCCAAAUGGAACAAUUUAUUGUCAUUCCACGUGGCCGCAAGAGUGCUCGAUGAUGACAUACGAAAGGGGAAGAGGUUAUUGGAUAGGAAAAAGAAGAGUAAUGAUACUUUUAAAAGAAGUCCGGUUCUUUCUACGUGGUUUGUCUUUGCAGGGCGCGAGAGUGCUCUAUGAUUACCUACGGAAAAGGAAGUGGUUAGCAGAUAGGGGAGAGAGAGGUAUUUCUAGAAGGUGAUGUAAAGCGCCUUGGCACUGUCUGCUGUUAAAUACUCCUGUCAUAACAGGAACCGCACCCAUAGGAAUCACCACCAAUGCAUGGUCCAUCUGUUUUAGAGAAACCGUACGUGCGGAGUAAUAGAUAUCCCAACCCAGCAGCUUACGCUGUCAGCACAGAGAGAAUCGUGACUUAGCCACAUAGCACCUUUUUUUACCAAUCUAAUCGUCUGAAUACCAAGAAUAUAAACAUCUUUGCGAGAUCUUUUGUCUUUGAAAAAGAAUGUGUAUGGAAUUGCGUCGCGCGAACUUUCUUUUGUGCACGUUUUAUAAAAAGAUUUUAAUAAACAUUCAAUAAAUAGUUUAUUUAUCAUAA
Molecule: messenger RNA, 1724 nt
Organism: Nematostella vectensis (starlet sea anemone)
Lineage: Eukaryota; Metazoa; Cnidaria; Anthozoa; Actiniaria; Edwardsiidae
Product: rRNA N6-adenosine-methyltransferase METTL5
Exons: 2
Coding region: 73-708 (211 amino acids)
Biological process (GO): rRNA methylation
Molecular function (GO): rRNA (adenine-N6-)-methyltransferase activity; nucleic acid binding
Source: RefSeq, a predicted model, not a curated record